ACUGUCAAAACACAGGAAGAGGAAGUUCUAACUUACAUUAUAAUUAAGCUGCAUUCAGUCUGAUGCUCAGACAGUCAGCAGCAAGACAGCAUGGAGGUCACAGCUCUCUGCUUCAGACUGUUGAUGCUUGAAAUCAUUCAGCAAGUUCAGGAAAGUGAUGCAGCUUUUCUUCGUAUCACUCCAGACAGACUGCAGCACUUUAAACACGACUCAGUUUCUCUUGACUGUGUUGGGUUUGAUAACUCAACUCAGUUGAGAGGAAUCAGGAAUAAUGAGGAAUUUACUCCUGUAUGUGCUAUUAAUAAGAGGACGCCAACAGAGUCCGUCUGCACCCUUGAUAGAGCCUAUCCUGAAGAAAGCGGAGAAUACUGGUGUGAGACUGAUGGAGGAGAGAGAAGCAACAGUGUCAACAUCACUGUCACUGCUGGUUCUGUGAUCCUGGAGAGUCCCGUCCUUCCUGUGAUGGAGGGAGACGAUGUGACUCUGCGCUGCAGAAACAAGACAAACUCCACCAACCUCCGAGCUGAUUUCUACAAAGAUGGCGUCCUCAUGAAGAGCACUGCAGCAGCAGAGAUGACCAUUAACAGUGUCUCCAUGUCUGAUGAAGGACUCUACAAGUGCACCUCUGAUGUCGGAACAUCACCAGAGAGCUGGUUGGCUGUCAGAGCAAAGAGUGUUUCUGUCACCUCUCAAACACCUCAUGAAGGGAACCAUACUGUCCUCCAUCGCUCCUCCAUCCCCACCCGCCUCCACCUGUGGGUUGCUGUUAUCAUCGUAACGAUGUCCCUGGUGCUGCUGGUGGUGGGAUUUCUUUGUAUUGGGAGACGCAAAGGUACAGCAGUGUUCUGCUUUUCCUCAAAGACAUCAUCAGGCUCAAGUGAGCACAAUCAAAUAGUCUUUGGAGACGACACUGCAGAUGAUCGAAGCAGUGUAACGUAUGCAGUCGUGACCAUUAAACAGAGACAAGACAAAGCUUCAGACACUGCAGGUGCUGCUGAUAGUCUGAGCCGGGACACAAACCACAGAAGAAAACCACAGACACAAAAAGAUGAAGAUGAAUCAUCACGUCAACCUGUUUACUCUGCCUUGAAGUUAGAUAAGACUCCACAAGCUCUCCAAACUGGUCUGUAUGUUUGCAAAAUCUUUAAAAUCCCCAAAUUCAUUUAUUUUAGCACAACUACAGACAUUUCAACAUUAUGUCUUCAUUUGAUACGUCCCAUAUGUGACUACAAAGGUCCACAUAUACACUUCCUUUGUGGGUUAUUUGACUCUAAAGUGACUCUAACUGUCAAUUAUGACAGUAAUGAUCAUUUACAGUUAAUCCAAAAUGUUUUCAGUAUUAUAAAAGACAUUUUAAAACCAAGGACAUAUUGUACUAAAUAAGGACUUUGAGAGCAUUAACUCUGUCAGGGCAACUUUUAAAGAAUUUGUUUUGCCUUGUUUUGCCAUAUUGAUUUGCAACACACAUUCAUAUUUCAUAUUUCCAUACUAACAGUUUCGUCUCACACUGUUGUGUGACAGCACAAGACAAGUCACACUUAACAAACUGUGCACAGGGUUUCUACUUGUAUUUUGGUUAACGUGAUUAUGAGGUGAUGCUGUUCAAGGCCCGUCUCACAGUGUUUUGCGAGCUCUGCUUACACGUAGAUCACACAUUUGUCACUAAUGUUCGCACCUUGCAAAUAGCAGAGAAAUGUUUGAGUCCUGUGUUCUUCUCACAUGCACAUGGUUGCAAGUUUGGUGCUUCUUUUGAUAAGUUAAGAGAAGAAAUUAUCUCAGCUUGCAUGUGUUAAAUCUAUAGAGUGAAACCAGCCCAAGAUUGUCAAGAGAAAAACACAAAUUAUACCUUGAAGCCAAAACAAGAUUGUAUGAGUACAAUGAAACAGAUGCUGACAUGAUAUUUGCUUAGAAAAGGUUAGAAAAACAAAUGUUACUGACUCUGCCAGAAUUCCCAAAAGGCUUCAAAGUUUUAGUGCAUCUAAUAACAUGAAAGUGCUGGAUAGAACAAAUAAAUAGAGAAAAAAAGAUUUUGACAUGAAGAUAUUUGUCUAGAGGAAAGGUCAAGAUGAUUGAAUCAUAAAAGAUGACUGUGGUAAUCAUGAUUCAGUUCAGAUAAUGUGUCUUAUCAUGUUCUUUUCCAACA
Thunnus maccoyii (southern bluefin tuna) is the source of this 2143-nucleotide messenger RNA. Its product is annotated as low affinity immunoglobulin gamma Fc region receptor II-a-like. The record is from RefSeq and is a predicted model, not a curated record. Gene Ontology annotation, biological process: cell surface receptor signaling pathway. Bases 91 to 1383 code for a protein of 430 amino acids. The transcript has 9 exons. NCBI's taxonomy places the organism in Eukaryota, Metazoa, Chordata, Actinopteri, Scombriformes, Scombridae. Gene Ontology annotation, molecular function: transmembrane signaling receptor activity.